Molecule: messenger RNA, 636 nt
Organism: Spodoptera exigua (beet armyworm)
Lineage: Eukaryota; Metazoa; Arthropoda; Insecta; Lepidoptera; Noctuidae
Source: the annotation of a GenBank genome assembly
AUGCUGGACGAGCGGCCGGCGCUGAUAGGCAUUAUCAACUCUAAGAACGGGUUCACGCCUCUCGCCACCGCCGUAAGGAAAGGAGAUAUAAACACGGUGCGGUUCCUGCUAAGCGCGGGCGCAGAGAUCGAGCAGCGCUCGGCUACGGGCCAAUCAGCGCUGCACAUCGCGGUACUCAACGCUAACAUCCCCAUCGUGCAGCUGUUGUUGGAACAAGGAGCGGACUUCGGGGGGCGAGACCUGAACGACCUCCGAGUAGAACACUACGCAGUGGACUCGUGCAGCCUCGAGAUGCUGCGCUACAUCCUGGGCAGAGGGGGCGACGUGCACGUCGAGGACAGCAACGGUUGGACGCCACUCUUCAGAGCGUUGUGCCAGAACGCAGCAACGGAGGUGAUCGAAGAGCUGGUGGUGCGCGGCAGCUCGCUGGAGCUGGCCGACCGCGCCGGACUGCCGCUCACCUCCGCUGCGCGCCUCCUGCGCGAUCGCCAAGGGCGCGGCCGCGACUCCGUGCUGAGGCUAGUGGACACCAGCUACCCGCACGAGAAGGCGCUGGCUAACUUCACGCGCCUCACCAAGAAGAUCUACAACGUGCACUCACUGCUCAAGCUGCCCAGCCCGAGGAACAAGAACUAA